AUGUUUUAUAUGACAUUAUUAUUACGUUAUGUUGUUUAUUAUCCUUCAACACAACAAUAUUCAAUAAAUAAUUUAAAAAUUAUUGAUUCUAUAUUAAUUCUAUUAAAUAAUUAUACUUUAUUAGGUAAUAUAUUAAUAGCAACAGAAUAUAAUUCGAAAACAAAUUUAACUGAUUCAGCUAUUUUUCUUAAAUUAAAACAUGCAAAUAUUCAUCGAGUUAAAUUACAUGCUUUUAUGAUUUUAGCAAAAAUAUUAAACGAACAAGAUAUUCUAAAUUUAGAUAAUAUUGACAUAUUAACGACUGUUUUUAUUAGUUAUUUAUACAAAGCAAUUAAUGAUCCAUGUCAUACUUAUCAAGAUGUUCCAGUAGAAUGUUUAUUAACAUAUUUAAAAGCAUUUGUUCAACAUGAUGAAAUUAAAGAUGGGAUUGCUAAACAAAAUUAUUUUGAAAUUUUAAUUCGUUGUACAACUCAAACAGAUCUUCAUGUUGGUUUAGUUCUACAAACUUCAUUAGAAAUGAUUUGGAGUUUAACAUUUAAUGACAAAAUUCAUCAACUAUUAAUUACUUCCUAUGAUAAUUUUAUAAGAUAUUUAAAAACUGUUCUUGUUCAUUCAACCGAACAAGGUGUUCAAGCAGCAGCAAAAGGAGUUUUAUGGAAAUUAGAAAAUGAAUUAAUUAUUACAAAACAACUUCUUGAUAAAAAUGAAAAUACAAUUAAUAAUGAAGACAAAUAUGAUAUCAUGAUAAGUUAUAGUCAUUCAAAUAAAGAUUUAUGUUUACAAAUUUAUGAAAGUUUAAUCAAAUUAAAUUAUCGUGUUUGGUUAGAUUUUGAAAAUAUGUAUGGAAGUACAUUACAAUCAAUGGCUACAGCUAUUGAAUUAUCUGAUAUGGUUUUUAUUUGUAUGCCUAAUCCAUACAAACAAAGUGCUUAUUGUCGUUCAGAAGCUGAAUAUGCAUAUACACGACAACGUCAUAUAAUCCCAUUAGUUAUGGAAAAAAAUAUCGUCCAGAUGGAUGCAUCAGUUAAAAUUCAAGAAAAUACAUGUGAUGAGCAAACUCAAGUUGAAAAAUUCGAAAGAUUAUCAAGUAUUAAAAAUAGUUAUAAUGAUCGAUUUAUCGAAUGGUGGACACAUGAAGAUGUUUUAAAUUUUCUACAUGAUAAACAUUUACAUCUUAUACGAACUUUAUUUGAAUACGAACAACAAUUUGAUGGUCAUUCAUUGUAUAUAUUAUAUAAACAGUGUCAAUCAAAUACACAGUCUACUUAUCAAGUAUUGAAUACACAAUUAAAUCAACUUCAUGAUCGAACUUUACCAUAUUUUACCUAUAUUCAUUUUGUUAGUGAAUUAGAAAAGCAAUUUAAUCCACUUGAUAUAAAACAAUAUAUUCGUUAUCUGCUAUGGAUUAUUUAUGCAAAAAUUCUACAAAAAUUUUUUUAA
Molecule: messenger RNA, 1440 nt
Organism: Adineta steineri
Lineage: Eukaryota; Metazoa; Rotifera; Eurotatoria; Adinetida; Adinetidae
Source: the annotation of a GenBank genome assembly